Bactrocera tryoni is the source of this 3214-nucleotide messenger RNA. RefSeq lists its product as uncharacterized. The transcript has 5 exons. Gene Ontology annotation, cellular component: nucleus. The coding region runs from base 1673 to 2260 and encodes 195 amino acids. The record is from RefSeq and is a predicted model, not a curated record. Lineage: Eukaryota; Metazoa; Arthropoda; Insecta; Diptera; Tephritidae.
UGCAAACUGCACAAACACCAAGUACUAAACAGUGGAAACAAAGCCUAAAGAUUUGAUUUGGAUAAUUGAGGCUGUCCUUAAACUAUAAAAUUACAACGAAAAGUUGUAUUACUUUUUAUUUAUGUUGAUGGCAUCAAUGUAUAUUGAAUUCAUUUCUAACCAUAAAUGUGAUAACUGAAGAACAGUUCAGCCAAUUUUGUGCACACUCCACGUAGCGUUUACUAAAUAGUCGAAACAAAGCCUAAUGAUUUGGUUUGGAUAGAUGAGCCAGUUCUUAAGUUAUAAAAUUACAGCGAAAAGCUUACAUUGCUAGCUAAGUUACAAUUUUCGGUUGUUGUUAUUUACUUAUUUGCUUAGAUCACUUACGUUCGCAAUAACGGCGUGAUUGCUGACAGUGCUAACUUAAAUGUGUCACGUCUAUAACAUUAAAAGAAAAAAUGUAUAUUUCAUUCAAAAUAUAUAGUACAAACAAAAUUUUCAUGGAAAAAUCAAUGUUUAUAACAGAUAUCAAGCUUCCCGUUUGGCACGGUCGGCGUCAAAUAUAUUUCUAAUAUAAAUUUUCCUAUUUCCAGACACGUUACAUAAAACAUUUAUUCUUGCUGAAUUAUACGAGUGUAUUGUCACUCUCUCCUACAGGCACAAUGAAAAUAAUUUUACAGAUUUCGUUGAUACUUUUAUAUAUCAACAAUAUUACAUCAGACAUAAUUAACUAUACAAGAGAAAAUUACAUACUUGUAGAGGAAGAAGAUGCAGCAAUUUUUGAAAAUUACGGAUCAAUAUACCAUUUAACAAAUUUCUCAUUAUUGGAAAAUAUAACAAAAAAAUAUAAAAUGAAGAAAGAAAUAAUAUUAAUUGACAAUUCAUGUAUAGACUUUGGAAUACAAAUAGAAACAUUAUUAAGAUAAUUAAAAAUUGACAAUAACAGACAAAAAAGAGGCAUUCAUUAAUUAGGUACGGUAUGGAAAUUGAUUUCAGGUACACCUGACCGUGAUGAUUUUAUGAAAAUUACAAACAAAAUAAAUGAUUUAAUAGAAAAUAAUAAUAAACAAUUUACAACUAGUUCACAAAUGUUUAAAGCAAUCACAGAAUUAACACAAAUAAUAAGCGAGAAAAUAAUUAACGUAACAAUAUCAGAUCUUAUUGAUGUUUCAAAAUUUAAAAUUGCACAAACAAAUAAUCUAACAAUAGCAUAUGUACAUAUAUUAAAUAUCAAAAAUAUAAAAUAUUUGUAAGUUAUUUAAAGCAAUACUCGUUUCACAAAAAGAUAGAAAAUUACUAAUCGAAAGUGAAAUAAAGAAAUGUGAAAAUAAAUUUUAUUCAGUGCAAUUAUGUAAAAAAUAAGUUAAAUAGUGCAUUUUGUAUGAUAAAAAAAAUACAACUUGUUUAUCAGACAUGUUGAAUAAUAAACAUGCUAAUUUUAUAAAAGAAUUAUAAUGCAGAAUUAUGAAAUUGUCCAUUUAAAAUGGAAACUUCUCACUACGACUAAAUAUUAAAAAAAAUCAUUGAAUUUCACCUGGGGGAUUACUCUGUAAUUCGAUACGAAUAUGAGAAUGUUCGCAUCUUCAAUUUUGGUACUCUGUAAUGUGACAAUCGCAGUAAAUUUUGAAAUUUUCGAAUUUAGUUUUUCCCUUUCGCAUUCAGUUUUUCCCUUUCGCAUUGGCGGUACUCUGCUAUGCUAAAGCAAUUGUCAAACAUGCGUUCUAUUGGUAAUUUUUGUGCUACAAGUAUAAAGAAGUCGCAUUGCUUGAAAAUGGAAGAACCGAAAAUAAAACAACAAACUCAACCAAAGCAAUUUGAAAUUCUCGUGGAUUUCAUGAAGGCGCAUCCCGAUUUAUCGAAAGGAUCACUAAAAACACCAGACGCCAAAAGUACCUCCAAUAAUUUAUGGAAAAAUUUAGUUUCCCAUUUAAACGCAGCUUGGCCACCAUUGUGCGACAUUGCGGGGUGGAAAAAGGUUUGGGCAGACUAUAAGAUUCACUUAAAGGCAAAAAUGCGACGAAACAAAAAUAAUAUUUCGGGAACUGGAGGUGGUCCCUCACUUUUCAUACCCUUAUCACAGUUAGAGCAUCAAGUGAGUGAGUUAUUGUCAACAGAGGAAUCAAUAAGUGGAAUGAGCGGUACCUUGUCAUUCGGUGCAGUCACAAGCAGCAUGUCGGAGUUCGUCCUCAAACUUUCACGUUCUCCUGAGAGGUUCCAUACGUGGGAGUCAUGCGAUGCGCCUCCAAAUCUACCAUUUACUGCCCUUAUCUGCAUUUUGUGAUCACAUAUCUAAAAAAAGUUGUAGGUCAUUGCACUGGAAUCAAUAUACAUAAGUAUGUAUGUACGUGUAUAUUAUUGUAUUUAUGAAUGUUCUUACCACCAUUGCAUUUAUGCUGUGUUUUAGUUUACGAUUAAAAAAUAAGUGUUCAUUCCGUGAUUGUCGUAUCAACUGGAUGUGCGUCCCAUCAAUCACUCCAAUUACACCUGGAAUUCCGGACGUCAAGUAAAAGGUUCUAUUUGCUUCAAUUUUUUCCUCAAUGGUCAAUGCUUUGGGCACAGAGUUUUCUCGAUGGCAUCGCACACUUCCAAGAUGCAUCGGGAAACCGAUUGUUGGGCUAGCCCUGAAUGCCUAUCUUGGCCGACCGAGUGUUGAUACCCGCCCUGUGCGAGGAACUUCAAGGUUGUUAACAGUUUUACAAUUUCUGGAAUUGAUGAGGUCCUUUGAGCGACUUUUAAUUAGGGUCUUAUUUUAAAACCGCAAUUUUUUACUAACCUUUCAUCGCUUAGAGACAUAAUGUCCGAAUUAUAUAAAAUAAUUCUUCUAUUAAUUCAUUCCUGAGAAUAAUAAUAAUUCCACAAUGCCACAGAAUUCAUUUUUAAAUUAUUCAACACAGUUUUAACGAACAAAUUAUUAUUAUUUUCUUUAUUUUGCUCGUUUAUACUUUGACAUUUUUGGAAGUAAUGCCAACUAUUACAAAAAAAGAAAAAAAAGCAAAGGUGAACAACAUUGUUAGUGAUGCGUAAGCAAUACAGAGUAUCAAUUGCCAAUCGCAUCGCAUUGGGCUUUCGAAUCGCAUUGUCUUUCGCAUCGCUUUAUAGAGUAAGCCCCCUGCUUUUUUAAACACAGAUGUCGGAUUGUGCAAUAGACACAGUUCUAAUUAGUUAGUUGAGAUAAUGAGUAAUAAGGUGUUAAGUUGUUGAAAUAAGAAAUAAAGAUAAGUGUAUAUGUAUUAAA